This is a messenger RNA of Pleurotus ostreatus (oyster mushroom), 924 nucleotides long. RefSeq lists its product as uncharacterized. The record is from RefSeq and is a predicted model, not a curated record. The transcript is spliced from 5 exons. NCBI's taxonomy places the organism in Eukaryota, Fungi, Basidiomycota, Agaricomycetes, Agaricales, Pleurotaceae. Bases 1 to 924 code for a protein of 307 amino acids.
AUGUUGUUCUAUUUCUCUACGCCGGCCCUUCGUGUCCGGCCUAUAUUCCUCAUGAAUGUGGUGUCUGUGGCAAUGGGGAUCGUGCUUGGCUUCACCAUAGCAGCUAUAACUAUCGAGGCUAUCCGCCACCCCGACGAGCCUUUGGACGUGAAUAUGACCGCUUUCGCCAUAUCCAGCAGUCUGAUCAUCCCAAUAUUCAUUGACGUCAUUCUUGCCCUUCGCCUCUACGCCGUCUUUCCGUACCGGACUACAUCUACAUGGAUAUUGUGCAUAGUCUUUGUGCCACUUGUCUUGUUCAAGGUUGCGCGUUUGACUAACGUUAUACUUCUCGUCGUCAAAGUUGUGGAUGUUCUACGACAGAGGGGUUCUACUACUUAUACGAACGCGGUCGACUUUGAGCAGCUCAACCCGAACCACAAAAUUGAAUGGGGCCUACUCGUAGUCGACAACUGCUACGCAUCAGCCUUUUUCUUAUGGAAGAUCGGUAUGGGCCGUAGGAUCAAGACCUCGGGCAUAGCAUCAUAUGCAAGGGACACUUUGACUCAAUUAUUCUACCUUGGGAUAGCAAGUUUUGUCUUCCCUUGCAUGCUCGCUAUCGUGCAAUUUGUAUUUGCCUUCCUGGGUAGUCGGGGCUACGCUGAGCUCUACAUCUUCGUCAGCAAUGUGUAUGUCGAAAUAAUCUGUUCCCUUUUGGCCACUUUAUGGGUUGCCCAAAACCGCUGGUUCGAACAUCGUAUCUCCCAGCAACCCGAAGCAAGCCGCAUUUCAUUUUUCAAAGACACAUCCCAUCCUAGCAACGUCACCAACAUCGAGACAAAUAACGCUGUCGGUAGCCAAAAUUCAUCAGAAGACAGCAUUGUCAAAGCCAAUGGCGAGAUGGACGCACGUAGAGCUCAGGGAAUUUUGAACCCGACAACGAAGUAG